This is a messenger RNA of Bufo gargarizans (Asiatic toad), 2224 nucleotides long. RefSeq names its product UDP-glucuronate decarboxylase 1 (gene UXS1). The transcript has 15 exons. Lineage: Eukaryota; Metazoa; Chordata; Amphibia; Anura; Bufonidae. Gene Ontology annotation, molecular function: NAD+ binding; UDP-glucuronate decarboxylase activity. The record is from RefSeq and is a predicted model, not a curated record. Bases 154 to 1419 code for a protein of 421 amino acids. Gene Ontology annotation, biological process: D-xylose metabolic process. Gene Ontology annotation, cellular component: cytoplasm.
UACAGUUGUGCGCAUGCGUGGUGUCCUGACCGGGCAGGAACUCACGCUAGUCCCCCUAUCCUGGCCUUCAUCCUUCCUCCCGGGGUUUAAUCGUGACGCCGGGUUCCAUGUCCCCAGCUCCGAGUUCGGGUACGGAACGCGGUCCGGCUGGUGAUGGUAAAAAGCCGAAUGCGUCGCUUCCUGACUGCAAUCAAUAGACGGAUGAUGAAGCUGCUCAUUGCUCUCGCCUUGAUCGCCUAUGUAGCCUCUGUUUGGGGAAACUUUGUCAACAUGAGCAGGUCAAUCCAGGAGAAUGGGGAGCAGAAAAUGGAAAAGAAAAUAGAAGAGGUCAUUGCACCAUUGAGGGAAAAAAUAAGAGAUUUGGAAAAAAGCUUUACACAGAAAUACCCUCCUGUGAAAUUUCUAUCAGAAAAAGACAGGAAGAGAAUUUUGAUAACUGGAGGUGCUGGUUUUGUGGGUUCACAUCUCACAGACAAACUUAUGAUGGAUGGUCAUGAGGUUACUGUUGUGGACAAUUUUUUUACUGGUAGGAAAAGGAAUGUGGAGCAUUGGAUUGGCCACGAGAAUUUUGAACUCAUUAAUCAUGAUGUGGUGGAACCACUUUACAUUGAAGUGGACCAGAUUUAUCAUUUAGCCUCUCCCGCUUCUCCUCCAAAUUACAUGUAUAAUCCAAUCAAGACUUUAAAAACCAACACGAUAGGAACCUUGAACAUGUUGGGAUUAGCGAAGCGUGUUGGAGCUCGGCUACUACUGGCGUCUACUUCUGAGGUCUAUGGAGAUCCAGAAGUACACCCUCAAAAUGAAGACUACUGGGGACAUGUGAAUCCCAUAGGCCCCCGAGCUUGUUAUGAUGAGGGGAAGCGCGUAGCUGAGACAAUGUGCUAUGCAUAUAUGAAACAGGAAGGUGUGGAGGUCAGGGUGGCUCGGAUAUUUAAUACCUUUGGGCCACGUAUGCACAUGAACGAUGGAAGAGUCGUUAGUAACUUCGUACUGCAAGCACUUCAAGGAGAACCUUUAACUGUAUAUGGAUCGGGGUCACAGACCAGAGCAUUUCAAUAUGUCAGUGACUUGGUCAAUGGGCUUGUGGGUUUAAUGAACAGCAAUGUCAGCAGUCCUGUGAAUCUGGGAAACCCAGAAGAGCACACCAUCCUGGAAUUUGCCAGAUUAAUUAAACACCUUGUUGGGAGUGGUGGAGAAAUACAGUUUCUUUCAGAAGCUCAAGAUGAUCCACAAAGGCGAAAACCAGACAUCAGGAAGGCCAAGCUUUUGCUUGGGUGGGAACCUGUGGUUCCACUAGAGGAAGGCUUGAAUAAAACAAUCCACUACUUUAGCAAAGAACUUGAAUACCAAGCAAACAACCAAUAUAUUCCUAAGCCGAAACCGGCGAGAAUAAAAAAAGGUAGAAUGCGACAUAACUGAACACUCCAUACAGAAGAGAGGCUAUCUUGAUGGUUUACAGGAUAUAAUUUUUGUUCUCCCUUUCCCCUUUGUUUCUUUUACAAGAAAAGAGAGACUCCUGAGGGGGUAUCAUGAAGAAUAAAACUGGAAUUUCCCUAUGAAGCUUGCUUUAAAGGAAUGGAUGUGCCUAAUAAUAUUGAGAACUGCAAACAUUGCCUUGCACUUUUUAAAUUUGUCUUUCUAUGUACAGUAGUGUAGGAAAUACAUGGAAAUCUCCACAUUUUAUAUAUCUUGCUGUGACUGUUUUUGACCACUGUCUAAGGACAGGUCAGCCCUAUUGCUGGUGGUGGGGCCAGCUAAGAAUCACCAUUAAGUCCUUUUUCAGACUCUGCUGAGUACAACGGGUUUAAAUUACUGGUUUCGUUUUGAAGCUGAAGCUAAAAAGGAGAUUAAAAAAAAUGCCAAUUUUAUUUAUAUAUGUUUUAAAAAAGUAUGGUUUGUAUUUUAUGCAUUCUAUGCAUUAUACGGUGGCAGCCUUGUCAGAGAGUCCACUCUUACAUACUGCCAAUUUAGCUAUACCCCUCGUCAGGUAAAGGGGUUGAAGAGUGUGAAAAGAUACAUAUGUGCUGAAGCUUUGUGUCCUUGUUGGUUUUUCUUUGUUUUAGUUAUUUUUAUUGUUUUUACGUUAAACCAGUUUUUGUUCUCCUCAGUGUUCACAAGGCUGUAAAUUUGAAUUGAAAAGCAGCUAUUAUAAAUAAGAAUAUUUUGAAUCACUAUUGUGUUGUCAGGUGUACUCUUGGAUAAAGAAAAUAAAGUAUUAUCAGUU